Brassica oleracea var. oleracea is the source of this 769-nucleotide messenger RNA. RefSeq lists its product as uncharacterized. The transcript has 4 exons. Lineage: Eukaryota; Viridiplantae; Streptophyta; Magnoliopsida; Brassicales; Brassicaceae. The record is from RefSeq and is a predicted model, not a curated record. The coding region runs from base 58 to 585 and encodes 175 amino acids. Gene Ontology annotation, biological process: cytokinin biosynthetic process.
AGAGAAAGCAAACAAAUAACAAAAAUAAUUAGUAUUUUCGGAACGAAUCAAAAGAGAAUGGAUUUGUCGGAUUUAGAAUACAGCGAUGCGGGAGAAUCAGGUUGGACAAUGUACUUAGACCAUUCUUGUUCUGUUACAUUGCAUCAUUUUGAUGAUGACAAUGGAGUAACAAAACAAGAACAUGAUGAUGAUUCUUCAAUGGUGUCGGAUGCAUCAUCCGGGCCUCCUUAUUACUCUGAAGAGGCAGUCCCUGAGGAUCCCCUCCAACAAAACACACAAUAUUGGUGCAAGAGCAGAAUCAAGAACAAGAAGAAGGUUCAUGAAGAACAAGGAUAUAUUGAGCGAUUCAAUUCUUGUCUUGAUGACACAGCUUCUUCAUUGGCAACUGGAAAAGAAGUAUCAGCACAUAAGAAACAUCGAGAUCAAUACCAACAAUUAGAUUAUUUCUCCCAAAGCUACUCCACAAGAAGAAUAAUCAAGGGAAAAUAUGAAUCGGGUUUCCUACAACAAGCUUUCCCGGUUGAGAAAUUUGCAUCGGAUCAUCAAGGUUAUGGCGGCAGUAACCAGAUAAAGAGAACAGGAUAAAAAAUGGCGGAUAUUUAUUAUUUUAUUUCAUCUCUUGAACAGAGAACACCUUCUUCCUUUGAGUAUGUUGGCUAUAUAUGUCUUUGAGAAAGCCAUGUCAUUUUUUUCUUGAUAAUGCCCAUACUAUGUUGUUGUUUUUUCACUUUUCUCGAUUUUGCAACUAUCAAGUUAUUUUCCUUAACAA